UAGAGUGUCAAGUGUCAAUCAGAUCAACUAACAUGUUUGCAUAGUACUCAUAGCAAUCCCUCAUUACCUAAUCAGAAGAUGCUCCAUAGCAGGGUGCUCAUAUCAUAUUUCUUGAUCCAACAUCCUCUCACUCUGUAUCUCUUACAGUCAGUAGACAUGGAGGAUGGGAACCCUGAUCUGCUGCUGGUCAAAGAGGAGACAAUAGAAGACGGACCAGAGAGCAUUGAUCUGCUGAGUGGACUAAAGAUGGGGGAGCAAGGUGGUUGGCUAGAGGCUAAUAGAGGAGACUGGGCGACCAUCUUGGAUUCCCAGACCCAGACGGAUGCAGCCAAGGGCCCAGGGGACAACAUCACUGAGCAGGCCACAACCAGAGGUGACUUGGUGGAGUCUGCAGUCCAUGAUGACCUGCUGAUAUCCGGUGUUGCUGGUAGGAGAGACUGGAUCUUUGAGGUGACUGGUCACAAACCCUUGCCCCGGAUCAGGACACUGGAUCAAGAGCCAUCACGGUUCCUUCUUGAGUCGGAACCAGGACCCAACCCCGAGGGACAGAGACUCCACCACAACCACACAGAAGACAACCAGUGGACAGGUGGACUGAACAACCUCAGUCCUGGUGGUCAUCAGAGAGACAGAGGCUCCAGUCAGGUAUCCAUUCUGCAGCCCAGACCCUUCUCUUCACAGUCUCAGUGCAGGGAUGUAGCAGGGCCUGGGGCUGAUAGACCCUCCUGUUCCUAUGAUACAAACACUACAGUAUCCAUGAUGAACAGAGCAGGUUACCCUGGGCUUCAGCCUUCACAGAGAGCGGUGGGAGACGCCCCUGGUGGUAGUCUAUCAGCAAGUCUGUCUUCUCCUUCAGGGUCUCGUCUAAAGCCUGGUGACUGGGUUCAUAGACAGCCUGGACCUGGGUCUAGCUUUCCUGGUCAUGGUUACCCCACGAAUACAGACAGGGUCAGGAUGGGCGUUCAUCACAAGAGGUACCUAACCUAUAACAAUCCCAACAACACCCAAACAAUGGCUAGAGAUCAAGGAGGGAUCUCAAAGACUAACCACCUGAGGGUGGUGGCUCCUGCUUCUACCUCCUCUGGUGUCAUUGGGUCACAACGUGUGAGGCCGAGCGUUAGGACGGACGCUGACAAGCCCUACUCCUGCCCCACGUGUGGGAAGUGCUUCGCUAGGGCAAACUAUUUGAAGGAGCACCAGACCGUUCACACCAAGGAGAGGCCCUUCAAGUGCAAACUAUGUUACAAGAGCUUCUCUUUCCUGACUAACCUUACCAGACAUAAGAGUGUCCACAACGGGAAGAAUUCGUAGCAGUGUGGCUUGAGAUGUACACAGGGGAUAUCUGGGAACCAUUCUUUAGCUGACAUAUUAUAGUUAUCAUGUGAAGUGUCUUGGGAUAAGAGGGUAAUUAACCACAUACAGUGAGGGAAAAAAGUAUUUGAUCCCCUGCUGAUUUUGUACGUUAACCCACUGACAAAGAAAUGAUCAGUUUAUAAUU
Messenger RNA from Salmo salar (Atlantic salmon), 1498 nucleotides. The record is from RefSeq and is a predicted model, not a curated record. NCBI's taxonomy places the organism in Eukaryota, Metazoa, Chordata, Actinopteri, Salmoniformes, Salmonidae.